GUGCCUAUGGUCAAUGUAUGUUUGAAGAUGAGAUGUGAUGUGGGUGGAGGGACGUGAGCUGAUGAGAAUAGGUGGUGGGAUCAGUUGGGCCGGAGCUACGAGUUGUGUUGAUGGUUAUGUUUGUACUGGGAAUAGCGACUGUACGACUCCCCAUCUUCUGCUUCCAAGCAAUGCUCUCAAUUGACAUCCACCAACAGACUACAUGCAAUGCCUCCCAAGCACAGCAUCACCCGAAACCCCAACACCCACGACAGUAAUCGACUCCGCAUCCGCCUCCGGUCCAGGAACCACCCUCCAAAGCGGCUACCUCUGGAUCCGCGCCGUCGAAUCCCCCAACUUCCACAAAUACCUGCAAUCGCGCCCCCUCUACUCCCCCGGCCAAGCCAUCCUCGACACCUACACCACCGCGGGCCAAUUCCAGAUCAUCUCUGGCCAACUCGUGCAACUGCUCAACUCGACCUCCUUCCUCUACGCCAACGUACAACGCAACACUUCCGCAGCCGUCAAGCUAUCGGUGAGCUUCAACACGACGAAGAAUGCGUACGGGACGUUUGUGUUUAGCGGGGAUGCCGUGACGUGGAGUACGCCGGAUAUUUCGAGGCCGAAUUUGAGUGCGUGGUUGGUGUGUGGCGAGAAGUCGUUGUGGAUUAAUUUGGGGAAUUAUGAUUAUAUGACGCCGAGUGGGUGUGUGGAUGAGACGAUUCAUUUUUAUAAUGCGGCGACGCCGACGCCCAGGGCUGUUUAGUGGAGGGUUGGGAUGGAUGGGCAAAGUGAGGUUUGUGGAGGUGUACUUAUGUGUUGUUGAUUGUCUGGCAAAGUUGGGACAAUUGGGAGUUCGAA
This is a messenger RNA of Mollisia scopiformis, 840 nucleotides long. RefSeq lists its product as uncharacterized. Bases 203 to 745 code for a protein of 180 amino acids. The transcript has 2 exons. Lineage: Eukaryota; Fungi; Ascomycota; Leotiomycetes; Helotiales; Mollisiaceae. The record is from RefSeq and is a predicted model, not a curated record.